Messenger RNA from Prunus armeniaca (apricot), 276 nucleotides. The record is from the annotation of a GenBank genome assembly. NCBI's taxonomy places the organism in Eukaryota, Viridiplantae, Streptophyta, Magnoliopsida, Rosales, Rosaceae.
AUGGAAUACAAGAACAACGAAUACAUUUGUGGUGGGGAUGGGUUUGUGGGUUGCGGGGGCAAAAAGCUUGGUAAAGAAGACGGUGGCAUGGCCUUGAUAAAGAGAGAGGUUGUCUUGAGGUGGGGAGACGUUAGGAUGGAGGCCUCCUCCUCUCAGCCGAGCAUGUUAGACCAGUAUCCUCCUCACCAUCAUCAAAAUCACAACAAUCAUGGGCAAUAUUUUAAGGCAAUUCCUUCUUACAAAGAGACCACAUUUUAUAGAUAUGAUUUUAUAUAA